GACAACUCCUCCGCGUUCCCAGCUCGCUGGACUCGAAGGCAUCCUCAGCUACUGGACGCUGGGCACAGUGCGCUGCAGAGCCAUUCGGUCGCUAACAUUCACUUGGUCUCUUUCGUUCAGCAGUUUGCUUUUUCUAUUCUGCGCGACCAGCAGCUGCAGGGAAGUGGCUUUGGUUCACGGCCUCGUGCAUGCAGUCCCCCUCCGCACAUUCCUUACAAUCCUCCGCGCGCCUCCUUACUUCUUGAACCCGAAUUUCGUCCCGUUCUUCUUCGCAGCGGCUGCAGUGCUGGACCUCGAGCGUCUCUGCGCCCCCGUCGUGGUCGCCAGCUCGCCGUUGCUUCCCACGAUUAUCCCAGCCAAGCGCUGGAAGCACUUCGCAACGUCGUCAUCGCAACCGACCACCUGACUCGCCCACUGCUAAACAGCGCUCUUCGCCCUCGGACGCUGUGGUCGCCUCGCCAUAUAUCCUGACCGCCGCCGGCCGCCCGUUCUAUGGCCGCCUUUGCAUCGUCCCGUCAAACACCGCCAGUCCAGCAGUUGACGCCGCCCAGCAGCUCGCACGGCGCUGCAGCAUCUUGGGAGUUUGCCGUACCUCUGGACGGCUCGAGGCAGUCCUACGACCAAGAAGCAUUCAUGGCCGGCAACUCAGCAAACGGGUACAAGCCACACACCUCACACAACAAUGGCUUUGCAAAGCCCGUUCGCUCGACGACCUGGGAAUCGCAGGGUCAGUACGACGACGGCAGGGUGACGCAGGCCUCGGGACGUGCAAGCUCGCUGCACAAGAAGCCCAGCCGGGACGUCAUCACCAGCGAACAGGACGGUGCGUACGGCAAGGGCAGCACCAAGGGCAAGAUGGGCCCUCCUGCAUCAGUCAGGGGCCGCGGUGCAAAGAAGUCUGCCACUGGUAGUCCCACCGAUCUCGAAGCAGACCAGAGCAACUGGAUACACCGAGACAAGCUGAAGGAAAUCGAGAUCAGGGAAAUGGAGGAGGCUGGUUUCAGGAUUGGACGCACAAGCAGAUCAAACAGCCGGUCACAGAGCGCCACGCGACGGACACGCACCAACUCGGAACUCGGCGAGGGGAGGCAGAGUGGUGAUGACCGUUACGAACGACGCGUCGUGUCUCCCAUUCCCGCCGAGGACGAGGAAGCCUUGCACGAGCAGCGUUACCACACCUGGAGUCCAACGAACAGCGACGACCCGGCGCCCGAGAUGCAGCCACCUUCGCGGACGAACCAUACGGUGAGGCCCAGUACGUCUCGCAUUCCUCUGCCGAAGACAAGCGGCAUACCCGUGCCAGCAGCAGUCGCAGAUCGAGAGGCACCUCUGCCGAGAUCGAGAACAGGCAGCGCCAACUGGAACGGAGAUAUUGCUGCUGCUGGUGCACGCGUGCGAAGCGGAAGCAUAGGAAGCCAGGUGCUCCUCGACGACUACACAGACGAGAAGCGGUACGGCCACCGCCGCGACAACUCGUCGUCGGCCAGCGCAUCGUCGAUGAAGCAACCCCCAAGAUCACCAGUCAAGGCAAAGACGCCGGGCAAGCUAGCGGCUACUGCGGGCUCGAGGAAGACCAGCACGACUUCGCGCAACACAGCCAAGUCAAGGCAGGUUUCAGGCAAUAAGCGUCCCGGCACAAGCGGCAAUGCUGUUUCUCGCCCGACCACGGCUCAUCGUCCAGAAGGAGAGGCGCCCUGGAUCGCGACCAUGUACAAGCCCGACCCACGGCUUCCACCGGACCAGCAAAUCAUUCCCACACACGCCAAGCGAAUGCAGCAGGAGCAGUGGGAGACGGAGGGCCGAGUCGGGUCCAUGUACGACACGGACUUCCGACUGCUCAACGCCGAGGAGAUGGGCGGGCAGCGGCUGUCCCAGAUCGAUCCCAUUGCGCUCGAGAAGGAGAGGGAGAGCGGGCAGUGGCCACUUGCAAGCUCGGACAAGCAGGCCUCAGGCUUGGACGAGAAGCUGGAGCCCAUGGGCGACAGGUCUCCAGCGGUCGAGCAGCCUCAGUUCAAGCUCACACCUACGAUCCCACAAAGCCCGCGAGUGCCGUCGCCGAAGCCAGGGUCGAUCAAGCGAGCCGCAAGCGAAAAGCCCACGACGACGCGAGUGCCAGAAGCGGGCGAAGAGAUUCCCGAGAAGAAGGGCAAGUGCUGCAUCGUCAUGUAGCUUCCGUUCCUGCAUAUACCCAUUUCCUUUGCAUGUUCAAGACAUAGUACCGACCAAAACGUUUCUUUCCAUGUACAUGGCGUUCACGCGCGGGGGGUUCUAUAUUAUAUACCUCUGGCUUCGUUUCCACCUCUGUAUUACCGGGCUCAUAGCGUGCAGCGACCCCUCCUAGUUAUUUUCUUCCUUUUCUAGAUGAUGGCACUUUUUCCACACGCGGCGGUGGACGGGUGUUUGCGUUUGUAGAUAUCAACUAGCACCGCGCCGAGAUGCGGGCAGGCAGCGACGAGCCGAUUUCGAUAUUCGUUAUUAGGAGCCUUUGGGCGAACGGGGCACUCUGCAUGAGACACGGGCGCAGAUGAUGCGGCUGCGGC
Molecule: messenger RNA, 2540 nt
Organism: Didymella exigua CBS 183.55
Lineage: Eukaryota; Fungi; Ascomycota; Dothideomycetes; Pleosporales; Didymellaceae
Exons: 2
Coding region: 493-2169 (558 amino acids)
Source: RefSeq, a predicted model, not a curated record